Paramecium sonneborni is the source of this 974-nucleotide messenger RNA. The record is from the annotation of a GenBank genome assembly. Lineage: Eukaryota; Ciliophora; Oligohymenophorea; Peniculida; Parameciidae.
AUGAACUCACUUUGCACUUUGCAAAAUAUGAUGCACGAUAAAAAGGUAAGCAAAAAACUUAGAAUGAAUUUGGAAUUAUUUAAAAAUCUGAUGAAGAAAAAUAAAUUGAAUUUGCAAUAUAAAUGAAAAUAUUACAGAGUGGAACUGAUUAUUCAACUGAAUCAUGUGAUUAAGGUAUUAGUAAAAUUUAAUUACCAGAAUAAUAAAUUACUGCAGUUGAAUACUUGAAUAAACUUUACUUAAAAGUGUUAGAGUCUAAUAAACUGUUUAAUAAGCAUUUGUUGAUUUAUCAAGAAAAGUCUAAACUAUUCAAAUACAAAAAUAAUUCAAACCUUUUCAGAAGUGUAAAUCAUUAUUUUGAAACUAAGGAAAUUUUAGAGUUUCUUAAAUUUGCUCUAGAAGAUCCCGCAUAAAAAAAUAAAGAUAAUAGAUAGUUUUAAUAAAUGAUGAACCACAACAUUAUAAUAAAUAAUUUGAAAAUCAACCAGAAGUAAUCGUUCCUUUAGAAUAAUUUCUAUCAUUUAAUGAUAUUAAUAUUACAAAGGUUAUUGUAAAACCAUCUGUUUUUACUUAAGCAGAAAUUGAUGAAGAAAUUAGACUAAGAAAGUUAAAUGAAGAGUCUGUAAAAUAUAGAAUGUCUAAAAGAAAAGAUAUUGAUAUUUAUAGAAGAAACUUGUUCCCUGUUUAUUAAAAACUAAUCCAAAAAUUAGAAUUAUAUUAAAAAUAUAUUCUAACAGUUGCUAGAGUAUAUCAAUAGGCUGCUCCUUUAAGUUAAAUAAAAAAUGAAGGCAUGCAUCAAACCAUAAUUAGAACACUUGAUAAGAAAAACAAUUUUGAUGAACUUAUAGAUAAAAUAAUUUAUGGUUACUAAUGACAGAUUAAAAAAAGAUCUUUUAAUUUAUCCUAUCAUAGUCAAAUACAAUGAAAAAUAUGAAUAUAAAAUUAAUAUAAAAAAUGAAGACAUUUUUGCCUGA